This is a messenger RNA of Arabidopsis lyrata subsp. lyrata, 2029 nucleotides long. RefSeq names its product cytochrome P450 78A9. The transcript has 3 exons. Lineage: Eukaryota; Viridiplantae; Streptophyta; Magnoliopsida; Brassicales; Brassicaceae. Gene Ontology annotation, molecular function: oxidoreductase activity, acting on paired donors, with incorporation or reduction of molecular oxygen; monooxygenase activity; iron ion binding. The record is from RefSeq and is a predicted model, not a curated record. Bases 234 to 1919 code for a protein of 561 amino acids.
ACACAAGAGGGGCUUCUAUUAUUUAACAUAAAAGACAUCAUUCCCUUUCAAAUAUAUAAAAAAAAAACUAUUAAAUGAAAUAAACUAUAGUUUUUGAAUUAAUUAAAAAAACUAACAAGAGGGGCUUCUAAUGUUUUUUCUAUAUAAAUACCUGAAGGCAGCCUUUCGUCUUAAACCCCACAGCAAAAAGCCACUCUCCUUUCUCUCUCUCUCUCUUUUGCUCCUCUGCUUCCAUGGCCACCAAGCUCGACACCAGUAGCUUACUUUUGGCCAUCUUCUCCAAAUGUAGCCUCCUUACUCAAACCAAUCUUGCUCUCUCUCUCCUCGUAGCCUCCCUUGCUUCUCUCGCUCUUUCUCUCUUCUUCUGGUCUCAUCCCGGAGGACCCGCAUGGGGAAAGUACUUCCUCCAUCGCCGCCGUCAAACCACCGUGAUACCUGGACCAAGAGGCUUACCUUUUGUCGGAAGCAUGUCUCUCAUGUCAAGUGCUCUGGCUCACCGUUGCAUAGCCGCAACCGCAGAAAAAUUUGGAGCCAAACGUUUAAUGGCGUUUAGCUUAGGAGAAACUCGCGUGAUCGUCACGUGCAAUCCUGAUGUAGCUAAAGAGAUUCUAAACAGUCCGGUUUUUGCUGACCGACCGGUUAAGGAAUCAGCUUAUUCUCUUAUGUUUAACCGAGCUAUCGGUUUCGCACCUUACGGCGUUUACUGGCGAACCUUGAGAAGAAUCGCGUCUAAUCAUCUUUUUAGUCCGAAACAGAUUAAACGUUCCGAAACGCAGAGACGUGAGAUCGCCAAUCAGAUCGUCAAGUGUCUUGCAAAACAGAGUAACACCAAAGGUCUCUGUUUUGCACGUGACUUGAUCAAAACGGCAUCGCUUAAUAACAUGAUGUGCUCUGUUUUUGGAAAAGAAUAUGAGCUUGAGAACGAGCAUGAAGAAGUGAGUGAGCUACGUGGAUUGGUGGAAGAAGGUUAUGAUUUACUCGGAACACUUAAUUGGACCGAUCAUCUCCCAUGGCUCUCGGAGUUUGAUCCUCAGAGAAUCCGGUCUAGAUGCUCCAAUCUCGUACCGAAAGUAAACCGGUUUGUGAACCGGAUUAUCUCUGACCACCGUGAUCAAACUCGUGACUCACCGAGUGACUUUGUUGACGUAUUGCUCUCUCUUGAUGGUCCUGAUAAAUUAUCCGACCCUGAUAUCGUCGCUGUUCUCUGGGAAAUGAUAUUCAGAGGAACUGACACGGUGGCUGUUUUGAUCGAGUGGAUUCUUGCUAGGAUGGUCCUACAUCCAGAUAUUCAAUCGACGGUUCACAAUGAGCUUGAUCAAAUCGUGGGAAGAUCAAGAGCCGUCGAAGAAUCUGACGUGGCGUCUCUAGAGUAUCUAACGGCUGUUGUGAAAGAAGUCUUGAGGCUUCACCCGCCAGGCCCACUACUCUCAUGGGCCCGUUUAGCAAUCACAGAUACGAUCAUCGACGGUUGUCGUGUUCCGGCGGGGACCACCGCAAUGGUGAACAUGUGGGCUAUAUCACACGACCCACACGUGUGGGAGAAUCCGUUGGAGUUUAAACCCGAACGUUUUGUAGCCAAGGAAGGUGAGGUUGAGUUCUCGGUUCUUGGGUCGGAUUUGAGGCUUGCACCGUUCGGGUCCGGUCGUCGGGUUUGCCCCGGGAAGAAUCUUGGUUUGACCACCGUCACGUUUUGGACUGCGACGCUUUUGCAUGAGUUUGAAUGGCUAACACCGUCCGAUGAGAAGACCGUUGACUUGUCCGAGAAAUUGAGGCUCUCGUGUGAGAUGGCUAAUCCUCUUGCUGCUAAAUUACGCCCCAGGCGUAGUUUUAGCCAAAAGAUAAAAAUAAAGAACAAACAAAGUAAAGGUAACAAAUCAAAUAAGAAUCAUACAAAAAAAAGAAAAAAAAAAUGGUUAUGAAGCUUGUAUAUUAAACUAACAUCUGAUACGUUUGGUGGUGUGUUGUAUAUAUGAUGAAAACAUUAAUGUCACAAAGAAAAGUUUAUAGUACUAUGUGGUUUUUCUAUAUC